Messenger RNA from Pomacea canaliculata, 1330 nucleotides. Its product is annotated as HRAS-like suppressor 2. Bases 96 to 605 code for a protein of 169 amino acids. Gene Ontology annotation, cellular component: cytoplasm. Gene Ontology annotation, molecular function: glycerophospholipid phospholipase A1 activity; A2-type glycerophospholipase activity. Gene Ontology annotation, biological process: N-acylphosphatidylethanolamine metabolic process. Lineage: Eukaryota; Metazoa; Mollusca; Gastropoda; Architaenioglossa; Ampullariidae. The record is from RefSeq and is a predicted model, not a curated record. The transcript has 4 exons.
CACGUGAUAUAAAAUUUCCUAAAAAUAUCAUUUGGUUUCCCGUAAACUACGAAGUGUAUAAAAAGAAGUUUUUCUGUGUGAUGUAACCUUGUUGCAUGUUUUGUAUAACAGUAACAAUGCCACAAAAGGAUACUGAUCGACACAAUAGAAACCUCUUGUCCACCCUCUCUGAAGGAGACUUGGUAGAGUUUCCGCGUGGAGGCUACAGUCACUGGGGCAUCUAUGCAGGUGAUGAAGAUAUUAUCCACCUGGUAGCAGAAGAACAUGGCGUCAUGGCAUUUGGUUCAAGGAAAGCUUGUGUCAGCAAGGAUUAUUUCUUUGGUGUUGCUGGAGACUCCAAGGCAAGGAAGAACAACUAUUUGGAUCACACAUUCAGUGCGUACAAACCAGAAGUAAUCGUGGAACGAGCCAUGUCCAAAAUAGGCAGAACAGACUACGACCACUUCACUAACAACUGCGAGCAUUUUGUUAUCUGGUGUCGGUAUGGAACUGCAAUUAGUCCACAGGCAAUAAAUGGUGCACAAGUGACUACUGUUCUUGGUGUCAUCGCUGGUGUUGCUGCUACUGCUGCUGGGAUUGGUGUAACACUCCUAAAGCUUUUGUGAAUAAACUCGUGCAAACUACUCUGGCUUCACUGCAAUUUUCCUUCAAGAAAGGACAUAUUUGUAGACUUAAAAACAGCUUUGAACUAUUUUGCUCGAACUAGUUUAACGACAGGUGACACAGACUGCUCUAUUCAACAUGUAAGUAUCUUCAGCAUUUAAGAAUAAGACUUAUGUACAUUACAUUUUAAGCUGAGCUGUGUACGUAUUAUCAAAAUAUAAGUUACAGAAAUAGUGUUUUAAAACAAUAUUUCUUAUGUAGUACACAGGUCGGAUAGAAUCUUGUAAAAAUCUUUUUCUAAAAUAUUUGAAUAGAGUUCUAAUAGUUUCUUUAAUCCUAAGACUUCAAACAAGGUAUUUUAACUUGAUAGAAUUUGUGGGAUAGUACACAAAUGUAAUAUGAGUUUAUUUUAUUUAAACAAAUCCAAAUUUGAGCUAAAUUAAUUUAUCAUAUGAAAAUAAUUGGAAGAUAUAAUUUAUGACAAGUGUUUUAAAAAUAAACUUAAAACCACUUACUUCACAGUGUUUAAAGUCCUUUUUUGUAAAACUGUGCUACUGUCAGUCAGGUGGUGUCAGUUCUUUUAUCAUUUAACGAUCUGUAACUUUGUAAAUACGCAGAUAUUUCCAAUAAAUGUUCAUAUUACUUUAGUUACAGUGUUUCUGUGUUUUUAUAUUUGUUUUCGGCUGUUAUGUCAACACGCACACAAAUAUAACAAAUUAUGUAUUUA